Messenger RNA from Orbicella faveolata, 635 nucleotides. RefSeq names its product (E3-independent) E2 ubiquitin-conjugating enzyme-like. Lineage: Eukaryota; Metazoa; Cnidaria; Anthozoa; Scleractinia; Merulinidae. The record is from RefSeq and is a predicted model, not a curated record. Gene Ontology annotation, molecular function: ubiquitin conjugating enzyme activity.
AUGGCGGAGGAAAGUGGUAUUUACGCGGAGGAUAUUGUCAAGAAUUCCCAGGGAGUUGUAGGCCUGGUUUUAGAAGAUGCCGAAGAAACUACUGACGAAUCGGAAAGUGACGAAGAAGCGCUCAAAAAGGGACAGAUCGUGGUUUGUUGGUACCCGUCAGGACUUUCUCCACUACAGGAUUUUAUACCAGGAGUGCAUGUCAGCAUGGGUCCCUGGCUUGGAAUAGUUACUGAGGUUUAUCGCAAAGUUGUACUUAGGAUCAAAAAUGGUUCCAGAUGCAGCUUGGAAGGAGAACAGUCCUCUAUGUUGUAUGACUUGAGUGAUCAACGAGAUGAGGAUUCGCCAUUCUAUUCAGCAUCGUUUUAUCCUGGUCAGAAAGUGGCUGGUCCUGCCAGAGCGUUCAAAGAAGCACGAUGGUUAUCAGGAGUAAAACCACUCAUUCAUAACCAAGCACAGAUAAAAGGAACAGUGGAGGAGGCAAGCGUUAUAGCAUGUGAUGUAGACUGGCAGGUCUGUGGUGCGUGUCAACACUGUGUCGAUGAAGAUGAAAGUCUCAAGCCACCUGAUGCUACAGUGACUCAGGACCAGCUUCACAGGUCAAAUCAGUUCAUUUUUGUGUGUUGAUGACGGGCUUA